Messenger RNA from Rasamsonia emersonii CBS 393.64, 2763 nucleotides. Its product is annotated as mRNA splicing factor RNA helicase (Prp16). Gene Ontology annotation, biological process: mRNA splicing, via spliceosome. The record is from RefSeq and is a predicted model, not a curated record. The transcript is spliced from 3 exons. Gene Ontology annotation, cellular component: spliceosomal complex; intracellular anatomical structure. The coding region runs from base 1 to 2763 and encodes 920 amino acids. Gene Ontology annotation, molecular function: ATP binding; RNA binding. NCBI's taxonomy places the organism in Eukaryota, Fungi, Ascomycota, Eurotiomycetes, Eurotiales, Trichocomaceae.
AUGACGCGCGACGACGCUCCGCCGCCGGCCAAACGGCAAAAGAGCAAUCUCCCGCCACCACUCCGCGAUGCGAAACGCAAGGACAUAGACAACUGGGAGACAAAUCGGAUGUUAACUUCGGGUGUCGCGCAGCGAAGAGAAUACGAUGGUGACUUUGUUCCUGAUGACGAAGAAGGAACUCGUGUGCACCUGUUGGUACACGACCUGCGCCCGCCCUUCCUCGAUGGCCGCACCAUCUUCACCAAGCAGCUUGAGCCUAUAUCCGCAGUGCGCGAUCCCCAGAGCGACAUGGCUGUCUUUAGUCGGAAAGGAAGCAAGGUCGUUCGAGAGCGGCGCCAGCAGCGGGAACGGCAGAAGCAAGCGCAAGAUGCUACGACUGUCGCGGGCACCGCCUUGGGCAACAUAAUGGGAGUUAAAGAAGACGAGGAGGGCGAUAGCGCAGUCGCGGCACCAAUAGAUGAUGUGUACAAAGGAGGGAAUCAAUUUGCGAAACACAUGAAGAAAGAUGAAGGUGGCGCCAGUGCCUUCAGCAAGAGCAAGACCCUUCGUGAGCAGAGAGAAUAUCUGCCUGCAUUUGCAGUGCGGGAGGAACUGUUGCGCGUGAUCCGGGAUAACCAGGUCAUCGUCGUCGUCGGAGAGACCGGAUCAGGGAAAACAACGCAAUUGACCCAAUUCCUGUAUGAGGACGGGUAUGGCAAGUAUGGGAUGAUUGGGUGCACACAACCGCGAAGAGUGGCGGCCAUGAGUGUUGCCAAACGUGUGAGCGAGGAGAUGGAUGUGGAGUUGGGAGGUCUGGUUGGCUAUGCAAUCCGCUUUGAGGACUGCACCAGCGAUAAAACUGUCAUCAAAUAUAUGACCGAUGGUGUCCUCCUGAGAGAAUCGUUGGUUCAACCAGACCUCGACAAAUACUCGUGUAUUAUUAUGGAUGAGGCGCACGAGCGGGCUCUCAAUACUGACGUCCUCAUGGGUCUGAUCAAGAAGGUUCUGGCUCGACGAAGAGACCUGAAGUUGAUCGUGACGUCUGCCACCAUGAAUGCGGAACGGUUUUCUCGGUUUUUCGGCGGAGCUCCCGAGUUUAUUAUCCCUGGAAGAACAUUCCCCGUCGACAUUCAAUUUUCUCGCUCUCCCUGUGAGGACUACGUGGACAGUGCAGUCAAGCAGGUCUUGGCUAUCCACGUCUCACAAGGCCCUGGCGAUAUAUUGGUGUUCAUGACGGGUCAAGAGGAUAUUGAAGUAACCUGCGAACUCAUUGAGGAGAGGUUGAAACUCUUGAAUGACCCUCCCAAGCUGAUCAUAUUGCCCAUCUACAGUCAAAUGCCGGCGGAGCAGCAAGCAAAGAUCUUCGAAAAGGCCCCUCCCGGGGUUCGGAAGGUGAUUGUCGCCACCAACAUCGCCGAAACGAGCUUGACUGUGGACGGGAUUAUGUACGUGGUGGAUUCUGGCUUUUCGAAGCUGAAGGUCUACAAUCCUCGCAUGGGUAUGGAUACUCUUCAAAUUACGCCGAUCUCACAGGCCAACGCUGGCCAGCGCGCCGGACGAGCAGGCAGGACCGGUCCAGGCAAAGCGUAUCGGCUUUACACGGAGCAGGCUUACAAGAACGAGUUCUACCUCCAGACAAUCCCUGAAAUUCAGCGGACCAGUCUUUCCAAUACGGUUCUCCUUCUCAAGUCGCUUGGUGUGAAGGAUCUGUUGGACUUCGAUUUCAUGGAUCCUCCACCGCAAGAGACGAUCAGCACGUCUCUUUUCGAGCUGUGGGCACUCGGGGCUUUGGACAAUUUGGGUGAACUGACGCCGCUGGGCCGGCGCAUGACACCGUUUCCGAUGGAUCCAUCUCUCGCGAAGAUGCUGAUUACAGCUUCGGAAGAGUACGGCUGUAGCGAGGAGGUGCUGACCAUUGUGUCGAUGUUGUCGGUGCCAAGUGUAUUCUAUCGGCCGAAGGAACGUCAGGAAGAAUCGGACGCAGCUCGGGAGAAAUUCUUUGUGCCUGAAUCCGAUCACCUGACACUGCUCCAUGUGUAUACACAAUGGAAGGCCCAUGGCUAUUCGGACGCGUGGUGCACGAAACACUUUCUCCACUCGAAGUCCCUCCGACGCGCGAAGGAGAUCCGCGAGCAGCUACAAGACAUCAUGGCAAUGCAGAAGAUGCCUCUGGUCAGCUGCGGCACCGACUGGGAUGUGAUCCGCAAGUGCAUCUGCUCGGGAUACUACCACCAGGCGGCUCGAGUCAAGGGUCUUGGCGAGUUUAUCAAUCUGCGGACCAACGUAACGAUGCAGCUACACCCGACGAGUGCGCUGUACGGGCUGGGAUAUGUGCCGGACUACGUGGUCUACCACGAACUGAUCCUGACGAGUAAGGAGUACAUGUCGGUUGUGACAGCUGUUGACCCACAUUGGCUCGCCGAACUCGGAGGCGUCUUCUACUCCAUCAAAGAGAAGGGCUAUUCACACCGCGAGCGCCGCAUCACUGAGCAAGAAUUCAACCGACGGAUGGAGAUCGAAGCGCAGAUGGCGGCCGACCGCGAGCGGGCCGCAGCAGAGAAGGAGAAGGAAAAGGAGCGCAACGACCCAGCGCGACGCAAGAGGGAGAUCGAAGCCGGUAGCGGUCCAACCAUCCGCACCGCCGUGCGAAAGCCUGCCAUAGUUGGCGCGCGACGACCGGGAGGUCUCGUGACGGCUUCUUCGACAUCGACCAACGGAAGCAGCGGCGGAAGCAGCGUGGUAAAGAAACCGCCGACGACGAGGAGACCUGGAAGGGUCUUCUAA